Molecule: messenger RNA, 1317 nt
Organism: Microthlaspi erraticum
Lineage: Eukaryota; Viridiplantae; Streptophyta; Magnoliopsida; Brassicales; Brassicaceae
Source: the annotation of a GenBank genome assembly
AUGGUGGCAAUCAAUGAGCUGUCUGAUGACUUGCUGCUUAAGAUAUUAUCGUUUCUUCCUACAAAAGUUGCCGUCUCCACAAGCCUUUUGCCGAAACAAUGGAAGUUUUUCUGGAUGUUGUGGCCUAAACUUGAGUACGAUGACUUAGAAUUAAGUGCCUCUUCGGCCUUGAGUUGUCUGGAUUUUAUUGACAAGAAUCUGCCAUUACAUAGAGCUCCCGUCAUAGAAACCUUGCUCCUCAGAUUUCGUCACACUAACUUACUUGAACACGAGAAAAUCAAACUAUGGGUUGGGAUUGCGGUUUCUCGCUUUGUGCGUGAGCUAAGUAUAAGCUAUUUUUGUUUCAUUCGCAAACGCCCUGACGUAUUAUCAUUGCCGAGGAGUUUGUAUACAUGCAAUUCCCUCAUGACACUGAAACUUCAAGGCUGGAACAUUCUCGUGGAUGUUCCUCCAUUGGUUUGUCUCCCUUCCUUGAAGACCUUGCAACUUCGAUUCGUGACAUACUCAGAUGAAGAUUCUCUCCGACUGCUUCUAUCCUCUUGCCCUGUUCUUGAAGAUCUUCUUAUUGAACGAAGCAAUCAGAAUGACAAUUUGAUAGAGAUAGUUGUUAACGUCCCGUCUUUGCAGCGUUUAAACUUGCGAAUAGGUCGCAAUUGUUCUUCUCAUGGGUAUUCGAUAGUGACCCCUUGUUUGAAGCAUUUCGAAAUUGAGGACUGCAGAGAUUUUCCCUCCUUUAUGAUUGAGCCUAUGCCAGUGCUGGAAGAGGCUGAUAUUGAUGUUAGGAUAGAUAUCGAGAAGAUUCUUGAAUUGAUCACAUCUGUUAGACGCCUUUCAUUACACUCAUCGUUCAUGAAUGCAAAAGAGUCUGUGUAUCUUGCUGGUAUUGUCUUCAACCAGCUUGAACAUUUGAAGCUAUCUAUAGACAAGACUGAUUGGUCGGAGUUGCUUUUCCGGUUGCUCAGAAAGUCUCCUAAACUGCGAGUCCUCAAUUUAUCUGUCGAAAGAGAUUCAAAAGUUACGAAAGAUCAAACGGCUAAAAGGAAGAAUAAAGGGAGCUCUAUUCCUGAAUGUUUGUUGACGAGCUCUAUUCCUGAAUGUUUGUUGAGGAGUCUCGAAACUUUGGAGUUUUCAGGUUACACGGGAGCAGAAGAAGAGAUACAUUUCUUGAGAUUCUUAGACAGGCACGCUCGUUGCUUGAAGACUAAUUCACAAACCCUAGUUUCCAAAUAUCUAAAUGAAGUAAGAAUCAUCAACGGAUUUAGCCUUGAUAAAAGGUUCUCGGACUUUGAUGACGCUGAAUGGUUCUUUGAUCACUGA